UAUUUCACAAGUUUUCAAAGACACUGAUUUACGUUGCUUCUCGAGUCGCGCACUGAGAUUUUCUGGAGUGUCGCGCUGGGAUAAGUUACUGCCUUUUAUAUUAUAAUGCAUCUUGUAAUUAUUCACCCCACAUUCGCAUAAUUUGCCCCAGCUUUAAUUGCAUAGAUGAGUGUGGUGAAAUUAGCGAGAUAUUGCUAUCAAAGGUAUCGGAUAGUCUAAACAAUUUCAAUGUCAGUUUCAAUGCCAAGGUAUGCAUCAUCAAUUGCAUUACCUGUUACCGUGCAGCAUCUUAUUCUUGAGGCCUUUUAAUAGAGAAUAUUACUUAAUUCUCUUGAAUCUUAUUAAUUAGAAAACCCUUGUUUCGCUGGGAUUUGGGGUUGCGCGUGUUUCAGCUUGGCGCGAAUAAUUUUCUAAAUAGUUAUCGUUUGUCAGGCUUCAAGAGGGAUGGUGCCAGUACAUAUUAUUAAUUAUAAGGUUACGGUUAAUUAAAAUUAUGCCUAAUUAAUCGUUUACAUUUGUAUGCGCUUUGGUAGUUUAUACGCUUUACGCUUGUCAACUAUCUUGCAAAAGCCUUAAAAAUUGUUCUUAGAGUUUUGAUAUUAGUAAAGGUAAUUGUUAAUUAAUUAGUUAUAUCUGUAAUAAUUAUAUCUAUAGACUGUAAAACUGGUCUCAAGAUAAAAUUUUGCAGGAUUUUUAUGUCAAGAAAGUGUUCAAGAUAAUUAUAAAGUUUUAAUGUUUAGUUGUUAAGUUUAUUGCAACAAUGAUCUUAUAUUAUUUAAGGCUUAUGCAAUACUCUGGUGCUUAAUAAAAUAAUUCGUUAAUUUGUAGGAUGUAAUUCUUAUUUGCACAGGGUCGGCGCAAUACUUUUGUUAUUAACUUUUACUAGCCGUGCCUUCGAUUUUAUAGGUUCUAAUUGUUUAUUAGAACACACUGCACAUGCGCACACUCCACGUGCGCACGGACCAAAUGCAAUCCAUGUACAUUGCAAGCAGAGUAAAGCCAACAAAAGCCGCCCUUUUCCGUGAGUUCCUACUCCUUGGGCAGCAACGAAUCCCUAAAGAUCUUUUGUCGCACCGCAAGGUACGGCAAAAAUCAUUUGUUGCACCGCAAGACGCAACAUUUAUUGUAUUCAAAUAUUUAAAUGAUGAUGGAACCGAACCGGAUGAUCAAGAAGACGUAUUUUAUGACAUUGGACUUGCAAAAUGGAUCGUUACAGAAAUUGAUGAUACAAUGACAAUAAAAAUUAAAUGGCCACUACUAAAUCCGUCUACUUUUGUAAAAAAGGAAGCAUUAUUAAAUCCAGAUUGGUCAGAGAAAUGUAUUAAAAUUAAAAGAUUUUAUGCUACAUAUCCUGAUGCUGCAAAUGCUUGCAAAAUGUUUAUAUCUGAUUCGAAUUAUGAAACAGAUAAUCAAUUAAAAAGAGGUUUGAGAAAAAAAAGAAAGCCAGUUCAUUUAAACUCGGAAUCAUCAGACAAGGAGUCUGAGCCAGUCGAUGAAAACUUAAACAAGAAAAGAAAAAAAAUGGUCAAGAAAGAUAACACUUGGAUAAAAACAUCAAAUAAUUCUAAACUUGCACUGAAAGCUCCUUGUAUUCCAUUGCCGGAAGAACUUGGAUUGUCACCUAACAAGAUUAAAAGCCAGUAUAUAUCUCAAUUAGCUCAGAAGCCUACUUUUUCGCUUUCUGUUCAAGAUUCCGACGAAAAUUGUGUAAAUUUUCUACCAAAAAUAACGUUACAAAAAGAGAAAGAAAAACAGAAAAAAGAAGCAUUUAAGAAACUAAAUAAAAAAAGGCAAGACAAAGCUAAAUUAAAAGACCAGAAAUAUAAUUCGAUAAAGACAUCUUUUUCUCCCAUCGAAAAUAAAGGCAAAUGUAUAGAUACACACUUGGUCUCAUCAUCUGCCAGUGAUGAGAUUGACACGCGAACAAAGUUGUCUACAUUUGAUUGUGCCAGUACUUCUCAACUUGUGAUAAUUUUUUAAAUCAGAAAGAUACAGAAUGUUCAUAUGUUCCAAAUAUUAUAAAAAAUACGUAAU
Messenger RNA from Monomorium pharaonis (pharaoh ant), 2034 nucleotides. RefSeq lists its product as uncharacterized. The transcript is spliced from 3 exons. NCBI's taxonomy places the organism in Eukaryota, Metazoa, Arthropoda, Insecta, Hymenoptera, Formicidae. Bases 937 to 1980 code for a protein of 347 amino acids. The record is from RefSeq and is a predicted model, not a curated record.